Messenger RNA from Cotesia congregata, 1050 nucleotides. NCBI's taxonomy places the organism in Eukaryota, Metazoa, Arthropoda, Insecta, Hymenoptera, Braconidae. The record is from the annotation of a GenBank genome assembly.
AUGGUCCACGCACUGGAUACCACAAGAGAACCCAGUCCUCCGAUAUGUCGAUUGGGUGUGGUCUCUGUUCCUUUACUUGCCCAAUUCCCGACUCACACUCUACUUGAGCCUGGUGGCCACGAAUCCGGUGACUACCGUUCGCUCAUUGCGUCAUUCAGUGUCCUGACGCCCCAUCCGAGAAUAUCAGACAUCAUUCACUCGACACACUCAGAUCAACAGAUCAACAGAUCAACAACCAGUAUCAUGGCAUUCAAGUUCGUAACCCUGUUCGCUCUGUUGGCGGCUGCCAACGCUGGAUUCAUCCCAGCUCACCAACCACUGGCCUACGCGGCGGCUCCAGUUCUGGCCAAGACCAUCAACGCUGAAGACGACCCUCAUCCUCAAUACAACUUCAACUACGACGUCCAGGAUGCGACGACCGGCGACUUCAAGAGCCAAUACGAGUCCCGCGACGGAGAUUCAGUCCAAGGCAGCUACAGCCUCCUCGAAUCUGACGGAACUCGCAGAACUGUCGACUACACCGCAGACGGUAUCAACGGAUUCAACGCCGUCGUCCGCAAAGAACCCGCUCAAGUUGCCGUGAAAGCCGUAGCACCAGCUGCCCUUGCUGUCAAAGCCGCUCCAGUCGCAUACGCUGCACCCGCUGCAUACGCCACCCACUACGCUGCACCCGCAGCCUACACCACCCACUACGCCACACCAGCAGUUGCUAAGCUCGCUGCACCAGUCGCCUACGCCGCUCCUGCUGCCAUCGCCACCCACCCCGUCGCCAAAGUCGCCGCAUACUCAGCACCUGCAGCCUACACUACUCACUACUCUCAACCCCUUGCCUACACCACCCACUACGCCAACCCAGCCAUCGCUAAAGUAGCUGCCCCAGUUUCUUACGCCGCCCCCGCUGCAUACGCCGCUCACUACGCUGCACCAGCUACAUACGCUACCCACUACGCCGCACCUGCAGCCUACGCCAAAGUUGCUGCUCCUCUGGCCUACCACGCACCAGCUGCCUACACCACGUACUCUGCCCCUGCUGCUCUCUACCACCACUAA